Molecule: messenger RNA, 342 nt
Organism: Spirodela intermedia
Lineage: Eukaryota; Viridiplantae; Streptophyta; Magnoliopsida; Alismatales; Araceae
Source: the annotation of a GenBank genome assembly
AUGGUCCUCGCCUUGGACUUGCAAGCUUUCAUAGUACGGGCGCGAGUGCUGAAACUGUACAGGGAGGCUCUGAGAGCUGCUCGCAUGGCUCCUCCUCAUGCCAGAGGUGAAGAGAAAAUUUCUAAAUUCGCCCCCGUUUGUCUCGCCCGAGGAACGGACAGACCUCGGCUGCUGAACCGUGGGGACAUGUUUUCAGCUGAACUGAGGAACAGCAUCAGGGAGGAGAUGGAGAGGAAUCGGCACGCCGAUGGUGCGCAGAAGAUUCGUUUCUUGAUCAGCGAAGGGAACCAGAGGUUGAAAGGCCUGAAGGAGAUGCUGGAGAUGCAGCAGCGCCACGCCUAG